This is a messenger RNA of Linum tenue, 258 nucleotides long. The record is from the annotation of a GenBank genome assembly. Lineage: Eukaryota; Viridiplantae; Streptophyta; Magnoliopsida; Malpighiales; Linaceae.
AUGGCGGUGGUGGUGUUCUCGAAGAACUACUCGAAUUUGGAGUGGUGCCUGGACAAAAUGGUGGAGAACCUUCGGUGCCGGAAGCGGCACAAGCAGGUGGUUUAUCCGGUGUUCUUCCGGGUCAAUCCCGACGAUGUUGGGGAACGGAAGGGGAGCUAUGCGGCAGCGAUGAAGAAGGAUCGGAAGCCAACGUCGGCGUUGACCAGGAGGUGGCGGCAGUGGCCGGCGGGGAUUCUUUAUUUUCUUCUUCGUCUUUGA